This is a messenger RNA of Tripterygium wilfordii, 1525 nucleotides long. RefSeq names its product biotin carboxyl carrier protein of acetyl-CoA carboxylase 1, chloroplastic-like. Gene Ontology annotation, biological process: fatty acid biosynthetic process. The transcript is spliced from 6 exons. The coding region runs from base 155 to 1123 and encodes 322 amino acids. The record is from RefSeq and is a predicted model, not a curated record. Gene Ontology annotation, cellular component: acetyl-CoA carboxylase complex. Gene Ontology annotation, molecular function: acetyl-CoA carboxylase activity. NCBI's taxonomy places the organism in Eukaryota, Viridiplantae, Streptophyta, Magnoliopsida, Celastrales, Celastraceae.
GUGAGCGUGUUUACAGUUGUGUAAGCUAGCUUUGGUUUCAUCGGCCAGAGCCAUUGCUUCCGCUUUGGUUUCACUGACGGACUCUUCAAUCUGUCUUCCUCUAUAAAACCCAGCUCAGAUUGAUCAACUCUUUCACUGUAACGCGAACAAACCAAUGGCUUCUUCGUCAUUCUCCACGGCUGCAGCUGCUACGGCGUCCGCUGUGACUAAGACCACCUCUAGUUUCCCUCAUUUGUUAUGCAACACCAGCAACAACAACGUUCGCUCUUCCUCUCUCUCAAGAGUCUCCUUCCGGGUUUCUCCCAAACCCAAGCUCAGAUUUUUCACCAAGCCUGGUUGGAAGAGUUCUACGGUGGUGAAGGCCCAAUUGAACGAGGUAAGCUUCUUUCAACGGUUUUCAUUAGAAGAUCUGUUUUCGAACUUUCUUUCCUUCUUGCAAAUGCCUUUUGGGUCAUUUCUUCUCUCGAAGGUUGCUAUUGGUGGGCCAUCAAAUGAUUCGACUACACCUCAAUCUAAAUCAGACACAUCAGCAGUUGAAUCAAAGGAUUCGAAGCCAUCAGAUGAGUCGUCUGCUCCAGUCUUGGCUACGGAGGAAUCAAUUUCUGAGUUUAUUGCUCAAGUUACUAGGCUUGUAAAACUCGUUGAUUCGAGAGAUAUCGUGGAGUUGCAGUUGAAACAACUUGAUUGCGAAGUAGUAAUUCGGAAAAAGGAGGCAUUGCCUCAACCACCAUCACCUGCUCCAGUUGCUAUGAUGCAUUCUUUUCCUCCUUCAAUGGCAAUGCCGGCAACCCCUCCUCCAGCUGUGCCUGCACCUUCCAUCCCAUCAUCCUCUGCCCCAGCCACAUCACCUCCACCUCCACCUGCAGCCAAAUCAUCCAAGUCAUCAACCCCACCACUCAAAUGCCCUAUGGCAGGCACAUUUUAUAGAAGUGCAGCACCCGGUGAACCACCAUUUGUGAAGGUUGGAGACAAAGUACAGAAGGGACAGACUCUAUGCAUCAUUGAGGCCAUGAAAUUGAUGAAUGAAAUAGAAGCCGAUCGAUCUGGAACCAUAACUGAGAUCCUUGUUGAAGAUGGGAAGGCAGUCAGUGUUGACUUGCCUCUUUUUGUGAUCGAACCCUAGAGCUCGACUACAAAGUAGUCAAGUAAAGGGGUUCUGUAAUGAGACCGAGUAAAGAUCAAGAUUUGGGAGGGGGAGCAGGAGCAGUUCUUGUAGGCUGUAGCAUUGUGAUAUGAAGUGUUUGCUGGAAGAAUGUUUUGUUCAGAGUGAGUUGGUAGAGAUGUUAAUGACUAAUUAUUGAGAGAGUUUUUUUGCAUUACCUUUUGCCUUCUUUUUCAGAACCUCCAUUGCUUAAUCCGAGAUUUUUUUGGCUUACACUGGAAUUUUCCAUCAUAUGUAAUAAACACUGUAUCUUUAAUUCUUUAAUCUUUGUGUUGGGGGUUCUAAUUUAGGUGUUGUGAAGGGACAUUUUAGUUUAAUUUGAGACACUGAUUAAAAGAUAUGAAGUGUGGUUUAUUUGUUUCA